This is a messenger RNA of Mycena citricolor, 2448 nucleotides long. NCBI's taxonomy places the organism in Eukaryota, Fungi, Basidiomycota, Agaricomycetes, Agaricales, Mycenaceae. The record is from the annotation of a GenBank genome assembly.
CUUCAAGCGGCAUAGCUGCGCCCUCAUUCUUCUCUUCUCGGACAGGACAGCAGGCAGAGGCCUUUCCCCUGCACUUCCACUCGAACAGCAAUGGCUGCGGCUCCGGUAUCAGCAGCGCAGGCCAUUGGGGAGUACUUGCAAUCCCCCGACGACCUCGUCAAGAUCUCUGCUUUUCGUAAGAAGCUCGAGAAGGAGAAAGCGUCGAUUGAUGCGCGACUGAAAAGCGGUAUGAAAGAGCAACUUCAAGCCACGCGGGAGGGUUUACGCAAAUUGUUGGGCACGAGGAAUAAUGUGCAAGCGGUGAAGGAUGAGAUGGCUGCUAUCGACAGCCAGUGUGCCGAUCCGGCCAAUGUAGUCGCCACUUUCGACCAAAUUAGUCGUGUAUCUAUGGUGCAUCGCAAUUUCGAGCAAACGGAGGAGACGGUGAACAACCUGUUGGCGAUGAACGCCAAACUCGACGAUCUUGAAGACAUGUUGGAGAAUGACAGCCAAGAUAUUCUAGGACCUGCUCCCAAUCUCCUCGUCAUUCACUAUCUCCUCAACCAGCUUGAGGCGUUCCGGAAUCAAACCAUGCACCAGGCCAAGAAAGCUUCUGCAAAGUCACGGAACACGUUAGCCAGGUACUUUGAGCGACUGAACAACGUGAUUGAGGCAUUCGACACCUAUGUCAUUGCAUUGGCCGGAAACACGCUCGAGCUGGUCCGAGCAGGACAUCCCGAUGUUAUUGUGAAGCUGAUCAAGAUUGCGGAGGUUGAGGGCCGUGAAGACGAAAAGGCCAUAGCCAUCCGACUGGUCAAGAAGGCUGCGAAGCUCGACGCAGCGUCCAAGUUCAAAUCACUCCAGGCCAACGCGCGAGUGAUCAAGCAUUACCGAUCCAAGUUCAUGAAAUCGAUUACGGAGUCAAUCAAGCUCAAAUUCGAAGAGGCGUACAAGCAAGACGAGCAAGAUCCGACGCAAUUCCUCAACUCCCUUGGAUGGAUGUAUCAGGACAUCAUCCGAAUGGAGUCGGAUGUCGUGCCCUGUUUUCCGCCCGAGUAUGAGAUCUAUUCUCUUUAUGUGCGGGAAUACCACAAGGCCUUGAACACCACUAUCAAGCAGCUGGUGGCAUCCGAGCCAGGCGCGAGCGUGCUGCUGACGCUCUUCGAAUGGCUGAAAGAGUACAAGAAAGACAUGAAAGAACUCGGUGUUCCUCCGGAGCUUCUCGAGCCGCCUUUGUUGGACGGCAAGGAGCAGUCGCUCAUCGAGGAUUACCUGAUGGUGAUCAUCCAGAAGCUCGACGAAUGGUCUGCCAAUUUGAUGAAGACGGAGGUGGAGGAGUUCAUCGCACGCCGAGAACAGCCGGAGAUUGACGCAGACGGCCUUUACGGGUCGCAAGGUGGUGCAGCGAUCCUGUUCCAGAUGGUCAACCAGCAGGUCGAUCUUGCAACGGAGAGUGGCCAGGGUGCCAUCUUGGCGCGGGUCGUCAGCGAGACGAAUCGGGUGAUGCGAGGCAUGCAGGAGCAAUGGGUCAAGGUUAUAGAAUCCGAGGCAAAGAAAGCGGCCGAGAAGCCUGAGGAAGCAGCUCCUGGUCUGGUGGAGUACGUCAUCGCUCUCGCCAACGACCAAAUCAAGUCCGCCGACUAUACCGAAGCCCUACUGGCUCGCUUGGAGCCACUAGUGUCAGAGAAGUACCGCGUACAGAUCAACGAGCGUUUGAACGAUGCUAUCGACGGGUACUUGGACGUAGCCAAGAAAUGCACCCAAACGCUGAUCGACUCUAUCUUCAAUGAUCUGAAGACAGCGACGAAGACCUUGUUCCAGGCGGCUUGGUACGAAGGGUCUAUGCGAGCGAUAGUAGAAACGAUGCGCGAUUACAUGGCCGACUACCAGCAGUUCCUGAACUCGUCCCUACUUGAAUUGCUCGUUGAAGAUCUCCUGGACGCCUUCCUAGUCAUGUAUCUGACCGCCCUGGCCAACUCUCCCAAGAUGAAGAUGCCCGCCGCCACUGAGAGGAUCAGAGAGGAUGUCAGCAUUACGUUCACAUUCUUCACUGGCUUCAAACCUGCCCGGGAGCUCGAGUCAUACUUUGACGUUGUCGAGAAGGUCCUCGGUCUGCUGGAAGCCUCCAAAGACCUUGUUUUCCUGUCGUAUUGGCCGUUCGCUCGCGUCCAUGGCCCCAAUCUAACAUUCGUCGAAUGUCUGAUGAAGGCUCGGGGCGACCUCGAUCGGUCAGGGGCAAACGAUAUCAUGGACAGCAUCAAGAAGAAGGUCAAAGACGAGGGCAUAACAGAUCCGCCGGAACCAACCAUCAUGAAGAAGAUUGCGAUCCAGAAUUCGUUCUCGAGGUUCCUGAAUCGUUAGAAGGGUGAUUGGACAGAUGUAAUUAUUAACACUUGUAUUGCUACGCAUUGUAAUCUACACACGACAUACAUUCUUGGAACUACCAUGGCAUUAGCCCGCACAGCGAGG